This is a messenger RNA of Folsomia candida, 1613 nucleotides long. RefSeq lists its product as uncharacterized. NCBI's taxonomy places the organism in Eukaryota, Metazoa, Arthropoda, Collembola, Entomobryomorpha, Isotomidae. The transcript is spliced from 2 exons. The record is from RefSeq and is a predicted model, not a curated record. Bases 59 to 853 code for a protein of 264 amino acids.
UUUAUUACACAUUCGAGUCAAAAUAAUUUAUCAGCUUGAUAGCAAAAUUGUCCAGAAAAUGUCAUCUUUCACAACAAUCCUACUUUUCUCUUUUGCCAUAUUUGGCACCCAUGCCACCCUGAUAAUUAUUGGAUCGUCCUCAAAUAGCCCCACCACACCGAGUCCACUCUCCCUUCCGAUAAUUUACUAUGAAAAAUUCCUACUCGCCAAUUCCCUCCAACUUGGCGAAUCCUGUUCCUGGAGUGACGAAACCUUCCGCCAAACUAGUUCCCGUAAGAUGCAAAAAUCUCCGAAAGAGAGUCCACAGCGCAACGAAAUUUUCGACAGCUUUGUUUCGAACACUGUACAAAAAGGGAGGAACUAUUGUAGGGCGUUGGAGAUGCACGUGUGUGACAAGGAUACGGCUCGAUGCGUUUGCGGGGAACCGAAUGUUCAGGCCAUCCUUAGCGACCGGUAUAAACCGACGGAUUACGUAACCGAAUUGGAGGCCGGGACGGGUAAAAAUGUGUGUCGGUAUUACCGAGGGGCGUCCUGUAUUCCAGAACCUGUCAAAACAGAGGGCGACACCUUCGCGUUUAAAUGUGCGCAAGGUCUGAGCUGUAAUUAUGUCAAGGAUGGAACCACGUGUACAGACUUGUCAAGAAUGAGUUAUUUGCUGGAAUCUAUUCGAAAUAACGUGACGGUGGAAGACUACGUCGAAGGGAGUCUGACAGGGAAGCAGUGCACGUGUGAAAAUGAGGCGAAGGAUGAUGAUACGAACCCCAAUUUGAGUGGGAGAUUUAAACGAAGCUUGAGUGGGGAUGAGGAAACGUAUGCUAAAACAAAAUCCGCAUUUUUUAGGGAGGAGUGGUGAAAUGGUAGUUAAUAUGUAAAUACUUUGGGGCGUCAUGCGAGUAUGUAAUACAUUUUUUUCUUUAACAGACUUAUCUUAAAAUCCUAAGAUUUCAAAUGUACUUAGGAUAAGAUAAUAAUCUAGAUUUUUUGUUCCCUCAAAUCUUUAAAAAUAACCAUACAAAUUGAAUUUUUCAGUUUCCACUAGUUUUACAGAUUAUUUCUUACUAUCGAAAAUCUUCCUAUUAUUAUUAUACAAAAUGUGUCAAAUUGUUGUCGGAUUGAUGCAAUUUUUUAAAUGAAAAUGAUGAGACGCAUCGAUGCUGGAGCUCAAGACGCAUUUUUCUGCAGGAGUGACGAAUCCGAGUUUUUCCAACUUUACAAAUUUUGAUCAAUUUUGCGUGUGUACAAAUUUUGGAUAGAUUGGCAGAACAGAAUUUUGUCUGUACCUAUCAGUAAACUUAGAUUUACUAUAGGAUAAGAUAAAUCCCAGAAAAUUCUGUUUCUUCCUAUUUCUGUUUCCUGUUUCCCGUUGUUUGUUAUAUCCUGUUUCUUUCCUCAAAUAUGUAGAAAAAUAAAUGGAAAUUGAUUAUUUUUUGUUCGAACUUACUUUCUAGGUUACGACUUUCUUAACAGUCAAAAAUGUGUAUACCCCGAAAAACCCAGUUUUCUUGGUGCUAAAUUAUCUACGCGGAUACAUAAAUAGAACACUUGAUUGUAUACUCGCCUUUAUGAAAUUAUUUCUCCAAUUGAGAAAAAAAUUAUUUUAGAUUUUCCCUCAG